UUCUUGCUUUUUUCCCCCACAACCACUUCCGCCAAUGGCGGAAGCGCGUGUAAGUCCCGCCCCGUCUCCUUCGCGACCGGCCGGCAGAGAGUCAGUGUGGCCGCGCCCGCUUCGUUCGUUCGGCCCGGUCGUCUCCUUGGUGACCCACCAAGCCGGCCUGGGGAUGCUCCGCGCGCUGGGCUGCCCGCGUGCCCCGCCGCGCUGGGCUCAGCCGCCGCCCUUGCGACGCUGGCGCGCCGGCCUGGCCCGAGAGAGGAAGGGGCUCGCAAGCCAUGCGGUGACGCCAGUGCCUCUGUCCUACGCCGUGCUGGAUGGACCCUCGCCACAGCCUCCGCUCGUUUUCCUUCAUGGGCUCUUUGGAAGCAAAUCCAACUUCCAGUCCCUGGCCAAAAAGCUGGUGGCCCAGACUGGGCGCAAGGUGCUGACGGUGGAUGCUCGCAACCACGGCAACAGCCCCUACAGCUCGCUCAUGACCUACGAAGCCAUGAGCGCCGAUGUCCGGCUCCUUCUCUGCCAGCUGCAUCUCCAACGGUGUGUUUUGGUCGGGCAUAGCAUGGGUGGCAAGACAGCGAUGGUGCUCGCGCUUCAAGAGCUGGAAUUGGUGGACCGCCUGGUGUGCGUGGACAUGAGUCCCAGUGAGACGACCGCCGUCACCAGCUUCCAGUCCUUCCUCACCGCCAUGAAGGCCGUGGACAUCCCUCGGGGCAUUCCCUGUUCCACCACUCGCCGGCUGGCUGAAGAGCAGCUGCGCCCGGCCAUCCAGGAACCGGCCAUCCGGCAAUUCCUCCUCACCAAUCUGGUUUACACCGAGGACCAAUUCAUGUGGCGCGUGAACCUGGAGGCCGUCUCCCAGCACCUUAAGGAGCUCAUGGGCUUCCCCGAUUUCCAGACCUCCUAUACAGGGCCUGCUCUUUUCCUGGGGGGCUCUAGAUCUGGCUACAUCAGUAGGCCUAUAGCCAACUCUCCACCUCUCCAUGGAACAGUUUCACUGCGUCUGUGUGAUCUGCCUGCAGAAUCUGUAGGAGGACACGUCGGGGAAAUAAGUCAGUUAAUACUCGGCACAGCUUGAUUGAUUAAGCACCGUCAAGUCGGUGUCGACUCUUAGCGACCACCUAGAUCGAUCCUCUCCAGGAUGAUCUGUCUUCCACUUGGCCUUGAAGGUCUCUCAGUGGUGCAGUCAUGGCUGUCAUGAGCGAGUCCAUCCACCUGGCUGCUGGUCGUCCUCUUCUCUUGCCUUCCACUUUCCCCAGCAUGAUGGACUUCUCAAGGGAGCUGGGUCUUCACAUAAUGUGUCCGAAAUAGGAUAGUUUGAGCUUGGUCAUUUGUGUCUUGAGUGAAAAUUCUGGACUGAUUUGUUCAAUGCUCCAUUGGUUUGUUUUCCUGGCUGUCCAUGGUAUCCUCAAAAGUCUUCUCCAGCACCCAAGUUCAAAAGCGUCAAUACUCUUUCUAUCUUGCUUCUUCAAAGUCCAGCUCUCAUAUCCAUAGAGUGCCACGGGGAAAACCACGGUCCGAACGAUUCUAAUCUUUGUAGGCGUUGACACAUCACGGCAUCUGAAUAUCCGUAGAUAUUUAGCACAGCUUAGCAGCAGCAUAUAUCUUUCAGCAGUUAGCAUCACUCCAGCCAUGUCAGAUUCCACCAAAGCAGCCAUCUGUGGCUCAAAACCUCUUAAAUUUUUAUUUGGUUUUUAGUGGUUCUGAAUUGUUUCAAAAUUGUUUUUCUAUUGAGAUGUGUUUUAAAUGGUGUUUGUUUUAGGUUUUUUUAAACUUGUGCACCACCCAAAGCCUUUGGAUGGGGUGCGCUAGAAAUGUAAUAAAGUGAAUGAAUGAAGGAAUAAAAAGAGGUUUCAGUACCA
This is a messenger RNA of Hemicordylus capensis (graceful crag lizard), 1853 nucleotides long. It is a transcript of the gene ABHD11, whose product is annotated as abhydrolase domain containing 11. NCBI's taxonomy places the organism in Eukaryota, Metazoa, Chordata, Lepidosauria, Squamata, Cordylidae. The record is from RefSeq and is a predicted model, not a curated record. The transcript is spliced from 6 exons. Gene Ontology annotation, cellular component: mitochondrion. Bases 35 to 1069 code for a protein of 344 amino acids.